Anarrhichthys ocellatus (wolf-eel) is the source of this 9770-nucleotide messenger RNA. RefSeq names its product protein argonaute-3. The record is from RefSeq and is a predicted model, not a curated record. The transcript has 19 exons. Gene Ontology annotation, molecular function: RNA binding; protein binding. Gene Ontology annotation, biological process: regulation of stem cell proliferation; regulatory ncRNA-mediated gene silencing. Lineage: Eukaryota; Metazoa; Chordata; Actinopteri; Perciformes; Anarhichadidae. The coding region runs from base 743 to 3346 and encodes 867 amino acids.
CCUCCUCCUGUCGGUGUCAGAAACCCAACUUCACCAUAUUUAGCUCCUCAGAGUUGAUCUGUCAAACCAGACAGAAAACCGGGACACUUACCGGCGGAUACUAGCCCGGUGUUGACAGCGUCAUAUUUUUUCCUGGGUACCGGGGAUACAAACUACAGAAGACGCCGCCGGUGAGAUAUGGUGCUUGGGUAAACGGGGCCGUGUCAACGGCUGUUUUUAAACGCGAUCAAAGUAUCCAUCGCCUGCCAGAAUUAUCCAACUAUCAAUCAGCCAGCGAUAGCCAUUUAGCUCAUCACCGAAGCCCCGAUGCUCGCUGUGCAGUAGACACGGAUCCGUGUAGUCUCUGGUUUAUCCUUCGGUUGGGGAUUCGUUUGGACUCGGUGACCCCCGCUAUGAUGAUGUCCUGACAGCUCACUCUGACAGCCACUUCGCUGAGCCUAUAGGCUAGCGAGCUAACUUGGCUAACUAGGAGGUUUUGAGCAAACCAGUACGCUUUUCUCCGUGGCAGUGAAACCCCUAUUGGACACGUUGACCCGUGUGCGGACGCUAGUGUUGUGGGGCCCCCUUUUUUUGUGACAGUCUGCAGGAGAGAGAGAGGAGCUAGCAGAGAGAACCAGGAGACACUCGGGCCAUUCAGCGGCGCACUGCCGAAGGAGACACUCGGAGGAUUGAACCGGAGGAAAGAGUCCCGAUCGUUUGACUGCAGUGAUCCGGGGAGCGAUCCCGGACAGAGACCUCAUGAAUGGAAAUCGGAACUACAGGAGCCGUUGGGGCCCAGUCCCUGUUCUCCAUGCCUCGGCGGCCCGGCUAUGGCACCAUGGGGAAGCCCAUCAAGCUGCUGGCCAACUGCUUCCAGGUGGACAUCCCCAAGAUGGACGUCUACCUCUACGAGGUGGACAUCAAGCCUGACAAGUGCCCCCGGCGAGUCAACAGGGAGGUGGUCGACUCAAUGGUACAACACUUUAAGGUGACCAUCUUUGGGGAUCGCAGGCCAGUCUAUGAUGGAAAGAGGAGCCUGUACACAGCCAACCCACUACCUGUGGCACCUGCAGGGGUGGACCUGGAUGUCACUCUACCCGGCGAGGGAGGGAAAGAUCGCCCCUUCAAAGUUUCCAUCAAGUUCGUGUCCCUGGUCAGCUGGCACAUGCUCCACGAGGUGCUGACUGGCCGCAGCGUGCCUGAGCCCCUGGAGCUGGACAAGCCCAUCAGCACCAACCCGGUGCACGCAGUGGAUGUGGUGCUGCGACACCUGCCCUCUAUGAAGUACACUCCGGUGGGUCGAUCCUUCUUCUCGGCUCCAGAGGGCUAUGACCAUCCCCUGGGAGGUGGGAGGGAGGUUUGGUUCGGUUUCCAUCAAUCUGUGCGCCCUGCCAUGUGGAAGAUGAUGCUCAACAUUGAUGUGUCUGCCACCGCCUUCUACAAGGCUCAGCCAGUCAUCCAGUUCAUGUGUGAAGUGCUGGACAUCCACAACAUAGACGAGCAGCCUCGGCCUCUCACAGACUCGCACCGGGUCAAAUUCACCAAAGAAAUCAAAGGUUUGAAGGUGGAGGUGACGCACUGUGGAACCAUGCGGAGGAAGUACCGCGUCUGCAACGUGACCCGUCGGCCUGCCAGCCAUCAAACGUUCCCGCUACAGUUGGAAAAUGGUCAGACUGUAGAGCGCACUGUAGCCCAGUACUUCAGGGAGAAGUACAACCUGCAGCUUAAGUACCCACAUUUACCCUGUCUACAGGUGGGCCAGGAGCAGAAGCACACCUACCUGCCCCUGGAGGUGUGUAACAUUGUAGCAGGUCAGCGGUGCAUCAAGAAGCUGACAGAUAAUCAGACCUCCACCAUGAUCAAAGCCACAGCUCGCUCUGCACCCGACAGACAAGAGGAGAUCAGCCGGCUGGUGCGCAGCGCCAACUACGAGGCAGACCCGUUUGUGCAGGAGUUCCAGUUCAAGGUGCGCGACGAGAUGGCCCACGUGACAGGGCGAGUGCUACCCGCCCCCAUGCUGCAAUACGGCGGCAGGGUGAGCACAGAGCACUUUAUGAACCGCACGGUGGCCACGCCCAGCCACGGGGUGUGGGACAUGAGGGGGAAGCAGUUCCACACCGGGGUGGAGAUCAAGAUGUGGGCCAUCGCCUGCUUCGCCACACAGAGGCAGUGUCGGGAAGAAAUACUAAAGGGUUUCACAGACCAGCUACGUAAGAUCUCAAAGGAUGCCGGGAUGCCGAUUCAGGGUCAGCCAUGUUUCUGUAAAUACGCCCAGGGAGCAGACAGCGUGGAGCCCAUGUUCAGACACCUGAAGAACACCUACGCCGGCCUGCAGCUCAUCAUCGUCAUCCUGCCGGGAAAGACUCCUGUCUAUGCCGAGGUAAAGCGUGUGGGAGACACCCUCUUGGGCAUGGCCACGCAGUGCGUCCAGGUGAAGAACGUGGUGAAGACGUCCCCUCAGACCCUCUCCAACCUCUGCCUCAAGAUCAACGUGAAGCUGGGAGGCAUCAACAACAUCCUGGUGCCUCACCAACGACCAUCAGUGUUUCAGCAGCCAGUUAUUUUCUUGGGAGCGGAUGUUACACAUCCACCUGCUGGAGAUGGGAAGAAGCCUUCAAUCGCAGCAGUGGUAGGCAGUAUGGACGCCCACCCCAGCAGGUACUGUGCCACUGUGCGAGUCCAGAGGCCCAGGCAGGAGGUCAUACAGGACCUGGCCUCCAUGGUGCGGGAACUGCUCAUCCAGUUCUACAAGUCAACCCGCUACAAGCCCACCAGGAUCAUUUUCUACAGGGAUGGAGUUUCAGAAGGCCAGUUCAGACAGGUGCUGUAUUAUGAGCUGCUGGCCAUCCGUGAGGCCUGUAUCAGCCUGGAGAAGGAGUACCAGCCAGGCAUCACCUACAUAGUUGUGCAAAAACGCCACCACACACGACUCUUCUGUGCCGACCGCAACGAGAGAGUUGGACGUAGUGGAAACAUUCCUGCCGGUACCACCGUGGAUACGGACAUCACGCAUCCCUACGAGUUUGACUUUUACCUCUGCAGUCACGCUGGAAUACAGGGCACCAGCAGGCCCUCCCACUACCAUGUUCUGUGGGACGACAAUUGUUUUACGGCUGACGAGUUCCAGCUGCUCACCUACCAGUUGUGCCACACCUACGUGCGCUGUACCCGCUCAGUCUCCAUCCCUGCGCCAGCCUACUACGCCCACCUGGUGGCCUUCCGUGCCCGCUACCAUCUGGUGGACAAAGAACAUGACAGCGCCGAGGGCAGCCAUGUGUCCGGUCAGAGCAACGGUCGGGACCCCCAGGCGCUGGCCAAAGCUGUUCAGAUUCACCACGACACCCUGAGGACCAUGUACUUCGCCUGAGCGACACCAACCAUACCCAACCAUUGCCACCCUUUACACACACAUGAACACACAGACACGACCAUGCACACCUGGCUUGUCAGUCAAGGAGUCCUCAUAUGUGCAAGUCCCGCCCCCCGUCCCCCCCACAUGCCUAGUCAAUCCGGACCCGACACUGUGCAGAGGAGAGGAGGGAGGGGAGGAGACAACCCCACACUGGACUGAGGAUGCAAAACGCUGCUUUAAAAAACAAACGAGAGAGAAACUCAGCACUAUUAUGCAAUAUUUAACCAGCCAACUAGUUUAUUUUCGCCCUUAUCAGGCCCCUUUUUCAUUGCCCCUCCUCUCUGUUCGUCCCCGUUUGUCUCCUUUACUUGUGGCCUAGUGGCUGUUUUUCUUGUUUGUUUGUACUUUUCCCUUCCUUUGGCACAGUCUUGUAGUAUUCUGCUCCUUUUGCCAUCUACAGUACCUCAAGUCAGUUUGAGCAGCAGCACUUUUACAUUCUGUUGACUCUCCCCAGUAUUUCAAACGGGGGAUCAGAGAAGGAAGGGUCGGACUCUGGAGUUGGUGUUUGAUUAAUUUUGUUAUGUAGUUGUUUCAUUGGACCGGAGGUCCUCCCAGUUGCCACUUUUAUAUUUUCCGUUUUCCUCUUGUCUGUCACUUUUCACUUAUGUGAGAAAGCACCAGUCUCUUGUAUGAAGUUCUUUUGAGCUCACUGCCACCUGUUGGUGACGAGGUAUGAAUGCCCCUUUAAAGUCACAACAACGGAUUGUUUAACAAGGUUUCAGAUCAGUUAAUAUUCAUCUUUAGCAGUCAGCUGUCACACAUAAACAGGCAGUUUAUAUUGGCGCAUAUAUAUAUAUAUAUAUAAAAUUGCAGCCAUCUAUGGAUUUUAUUUAAAGUAUAACACUGUUAUUUGUUUCUGUUUGUUGUUUUUCUUCUACAUUAUGUGAAACAUUUUAUGAUUCAGACUUUUUUUUAAUCAUUUGAACCAUGUAAGCUUAUGUUUUUAAUCUUAGUCGUCACGUAUUCAUUUCCCUCAGUGCUUUAUAUCACAUUUCUCUCUUUCCCUCACAGUUUGAGAUGGUGGGUAAACAGAGAUCACGUCGAUGGUUUCCUCUAGUGCAAUAAUCAGUUGAACGAAGGGAAGUGGAUUUUAGGGGACUUGAAUGAUUCAAAAGAACAGUCAGACAUUUCAUUUGACAGCGAGUGUCCUCGACAGGAGAACAGUUUACUCCUCGGGCACUUCCAUGCAUUGCUCCUCCGUGAGACGAUCGAUCGUGUUUUACGAGUUUGCUCUUGAUGUUGGGCAAAAAACGGUGCAACUGCGGUUUUGGUGAUUUUCAUGUUUUUACUUGAAGCGAAGGAUUUUAAUGCGGCUUAGUGGUUUGAGAAUACUUUAUCAUCAACGGGCAUACUUUCUUAAUUCCUCAGAGUAACACAGUGGGUGUAAAGGCCAUAAAGAAGUAGUAUUCAAGUGCCUGGUGGGAGUUAAAUGUUGAAUGGUCAAAAGCUGCAUAGCUCGUUAUUGGGAUUCUAUUUCAGUGGGUUAAAAUAAUCAAAAAGCAUAUUCCAAUAAAUGGACAGCAUAAGAUGGUUUGAAGCAAGAAACUUUCACCCGAUGCCUCUUCUCAACGUCUCAUUCAAAUCAUCCUAAAAUCAUUAUAUUUACGUGUUUGCCUACACCGUUGCCGUUCAAGCAAAGCAGGCCGAGUCGUCUUUUUGCUUAUUCCUCACCAGACAUGGAUCCAGCUGCUACAGUGCGUUUGUACCUAAAAGGCCGGGUUCAUGGGCGUGGACUCAGCCUCGUCAUCAGCUGCUUACUUCAAUGAGUUGUUGCUGUCAAUAGAGAUCCUGAGUCCAGGACUAGGUCUGAAUCCUGUAUAAAAGUUAUCUGCACUAAAAUAAGCUGUGUUUCGGGACUGAACACGAGUGCGGUGCUAUUGUUAUCUGAAUUAGAAUCUGAACUUCUUUAAGAGACUCUUGAUGAGCAGAUGGAUAGGGAAGUAGAAAGAAAUACGGUAAACCUCACUCACACAAGGACAGGAGAAAGUCCCACUGCUGUGGUUUGAGGGAGAUUUAGGAUUCCCCCCGGUAGUUAUGAUCGGCAUUGAGAACCUGCAAACGGACAGUGAGGUAUAUUGUAGGCUCCUGCUGCAUCUGACUGCCUUUCAUGGGCCAGUGGGUUUGAGCCUUCAUGAUUGUCUGAAAGCCUUUUUAAAAGCCAGAUCGAAAGUAUAUUUGUACAUUUAAAAAUGAUGUAAUGCACACCACUUAUUUUUGCUAACAGAAAAAAAAAGUAGUCUGAUUAUUAAUCUUAGUAAUCGAUGUAUCAUGAUAAGUAAUGGUUAAAAAGGUAUAAUAACAAAGUUUAUUAUUGCAAUAGACUGACUGGUUCCUGUGUCACUGUAUGACGUAUAGUUUGUGUGAACAGUGGUGGGGUUAUUGAAACUAGUGACGUUAGUGAUGUUUGGAACAAAACAAAAAAAGCUGCAAGAUGUUGAAUGCUUAUUUGUCAACCUUUUUAUUUAGUGUAGAUGCCCGUACAGUCAGAGGGUUGUUGUAGAGGAGAGAAUCUCAAGAGAGAAAACACAAAGCCUUUUGGACUGCAGUGCGUACUGUAAAGACGUUGCAUCCCUAUUCUGAUGGCAAACGGUAGAAUAGAAGAAGAAGCCUUUGAUGUAUUGAGCAGACUUUCUGCUCUCGAAUGUUCUCGGGUUUUCUUCAGCUGGUGCUGAUGCCUGCUCCCUAUCAGGAGAGGGAAACGGAAUGGGGAAGUGGUUUUGAAAGUGUUGAUCCAUUUCAAGGAAAGGGUGUGAUCAAAGCAUAUCCUAACACGGGGUAGUAGUUCUCCAUUCUUUUGUCGUUAAAGCCUUGGGAGGAUUUGCGUUGGAUUGCGACCUCGGUUCCUUUCCUCAGACUCCUCUCCGUACCCGAGCCACUUCACAUGCUCACAAAUACAAACGAGUUACCCUCCCGGUAAAUCUGUGGUGUGACAAAGCCUGUAAUCUUAUUGUUGCUCUCUUUCCCCUUUUUUGCUCCCGAGCAUUUACUCCCCUUGUGCCAGAGGACUACAUUCCACGGCCCAACAAUCCCAUCCGAUCCCCCUGGGAGGUGUGAGAAAGAUUAGACUUGAAGGACAACUGUGGUGUCCGGUCAGUAAGACGUAGCGGCUUCUGUCAUUCAUUCAAGUGUGUGUGUGAUUUUAGACGGAACCAAAGCGGAUCAACGAUAACUUCUUGCGUGGGGUUGUUAUGUUGGAAGUUGAACAAGUCUAUGAAGUUAAUUACGGGAAUUCAAAUCCAUUUGUAACUGACUAUCGCUGCUGUCGGUAAUGGGUGUUCAAUCUGUGUAUAAACUAGAGGGCAGUUAAACACAUGUUUACAUAGCAGAUGUGUUUGCCUCGCUUACAAGUGAAAUCUCAUCAGCUCUGCGUUGCAAAUAUCAGCGAGUGGAGAAGUGACAUGAGCAAAACCAUUUGGGGCCUGUGGAAGUGAACGCUCGGAGGGAUAAGAAGACAUUAUUUGUUUGGUCGAUCUGUGUUACACAGUAGGGUAAUAGACUCGUUUGUCCUUUCGGCUCUAUUAAAAUGACUUGUUGGACUUGAUUGAAAUGAAAGGCAGCACACAGCUUACAGCUAGCUGCGGCCUUUGGCUCUCGGUUAGGAUUGCAAACAAUACGGAAGUCGUUUUAUGGAAGCUGAAGAUCAAACGUCUUAUCCAAAGUGACAAUUGUCUGAUGAAGCAAAAUAGCUAAAUUGCCUCCAAUAAAGGUCAAUGUCUCCGGUUUUGAAUGGAAGUGAAGGUGUAUUCCAUUUCGAGUAAGCGAUCAAUAACCCGGAUCUUGGUUGCUCUCGUUUUGCGGUGGAAGGUAGCAAUGGAGUGAGAAAAGUGCCUUUCCUCUUGAUGGUGCUGUAAAUGGAAAGAUGAAAUGUAAAAUCAAAGAAACAGAAUCUCCUUUACAAGAACACAUUGCAGUGCAGGAACGGCUGCAUUUACACACACACACACACACACACACACACACACACACUCACUGUACUCGUUUGUUUUUUUAAGAAAUGCCAAUGCAAACUCGUGUUUCAUGUAUUUAGACAUUACGCCUACAUAGAAAUUUUAUAUAUGCCAAGUAUAUGGUUGUGGUUGAGCUUUCGCUUCCUAGUGCAUUUAGUGUCUUGGACCAAUGGUGUCGUUGGUACAGUAGAAUGUGGGGGGGUGGGGUGGGUGGGGGUCAUAACCGACUAGCGUGGUGUGACACAGCUCAGCCCACGAAUGACAAACAUAGCACAGCACUUUAGAGACUGCCACUUUCACUCAGACACAUAGCCAAGCGGUUUCAAUCGCGGUCCCUCCGGUCCCCUUCCUCCUCCCGAGGAGGACGAGGAGAGGAUUUGAACCUCAACGACGAGUCGAAGGGGACACGUUUGUUCCCAAACAAAGCGGUCGGUCAUUUAACGUGUGCCUCAUGCUCUCGUGACUUUGUUGGAGGCUCGGUGGAGUCAGCACUGCUCUCCAGUGGUUGGAUGUCCCUCCGGAGGUUACCACUCGACACUUUUGGUUCAGCUAGGGCUGGGUGUCAAAACGUGACAUCAGCACCUCCCAGAUUUUGGCAUCAACAUCAAGCACCUCAAACUUGGACAAGCAGUCCAGAGUUUUUUUUACAAUAUGUUCUUGCACUGAGAAUUCAAGGUUUUCUUCUUGAAGGGCAUUUUACUUAGAAAAGCGACAUAGGUGAGAAAGAAAACUUCUUGAAAAAGUCAAGAAUGACUUGAACAAUUUAGUCUGUUGCAUAGUAAAGUGUGCUUUCAUGCAGGUGUCAUUUUACUGCAGGUAUGGAGAUGAAAUUAACAGAACCAGUGUCAGUAUUUAAAGUUGGCGCCCCGAUGCCCAGCCCUAGUAGCGGCCCACGGCGUUCUUUCAUCUUAGUGCAAUGUCCUGCCAUGUGUCUUGUCCCUGAUGGAGGGAAUGUGUGCCCAGCAGUGUCCCCGUCUUGAGCCGGUAGGGUGUCGACUAAAAAAAAAAACCAAGGGUGGUCUGUAGUUCUGUGGGUACCUUUUCAGUCCAGGGGGUGAAAUGUUUCUAUUACAAGAGAUCUCAAAAAACACUGCACCUCACUUACCUUGGUAUGCUGCAUAUGUUAUACUACAUGAAAGAAAAACUGUAAAUUGCUUUUAUUAUGACAUAUAAUGCUUGAGUAAUGCCUGAUUGCGAUAUUCUUAUACGGUAACUAUUUUAGAGUCAAAAUAAGUAUAACUGUAAAAAAAAAAUAUUCUCUGUUUUGUCUCAACACUUAUCCGAUUUUGAAAAAUUGUUCUCGAGCCGAGUUUUAUUUUGUUGUCCUAUUUAAAUGUGUCUUUAACUUUAUAUAUGAAAUAUAUAUAUAUAUGCGGAAUAUUUUAUGGUGUAUUUAUUGAGAGUGCAUUCAAGUGGCUGGAGUCUCCGCAUCAUAUUGCAGCAUGGUGGGGGCGGAGCCAGGAGGAUGAGGCCUUUAGCCCCUCCCCCUCCAUGUUGACGCCUUAUUCUCCGAGACACGCAAGCACAACAAUAUGGACGGGGGUGCGAGGUGGAGGAAAGGGAAGAGGUGGAUUCGACCUGGUGGUAUUUACAGGUCGACUCUCCUUUGUCCUUUCCUUGAUAUUCUUUACCCUCCACUCUGCUUGUACCACCUGAGACGGCCCAAUGCCAACCCCCACAUGUUGCAGCUCAUCUCUGAUGAAGGGAGCCAUUUCUGAAUCACACUGACCUGAGUGUCCAAUAGCUGAUUUUUAUUUUCCCCCCCCCCCCCAUCCUAAGCUGCUAAUUGGUACGUUAGCCAUGUAAAUUCGCUGGGGAAGGAAGGAAGGAAAGAAAAUUUUAUCACAGGCGUCACUUCUUUCCUCUUAAAUUGGCGCCUUUUUUCUUGUGCCAGAACAUUUCACAGCAGCAACAGGUCUCAUUCCACGAGAAAAAAAAGACAUGCCUCAGCCUUAAGUGCGUUCUGAAAUACUCGUCAGAUUUCUAUGUGACUUUUGCGAUGCCUGUGUCGAGCGGCCUACCAAGAAAACAAAACCUACGUACUUGAUUUGCCCCGAUUUCCCCAACCAGCAUCCUCAUCUCUUCUUAUUUCUCAUGUAAACCACUAACAUUGCUCCAGAACUUAACUGAACUCUGAUGUACGAACACGAUUGCUCUGUCCUCUUUGUUCUGAUGUCAGAACAGACACCAGGUCCGGGGGUCAAACAGCAUUUGGAAACUAUUCUUGGCAUUUGUUUGAACCAGAUGAGCAGCGCUUACUGCCUCAGGAUAACAUCGUAAAAAAAAAAAAGAAGUAUGAGUGACAUGAAAACGUUUGAUAAUUUGGUUUUCAUACACAAAUCCAAAGAACAAUAUUUUCAGAUGCAGUUUGACCCGGGCCGGACUGCUGGAUUACAGAGACCUGUGCCUGUAAAAUGAACCAAGGAUGAACU